Messenger RNA from Pediculus humanus corporis (human body louse), 2622 nucleotides. Its product is annotated as Meckelin, putative. Gene Ontology annotation, cellular component: ciliary transition zone; MKS complex. The transcript has 11 exons. Gene Ontology annotation, biological process: cilium assembly. The record is from RefSeq and is a predicted model, not a curated record. The coding region runs from base 1 to 2622 and encodes 873 amino acids. Lineage: Eukaryota; Metazoa; Arthropoda; Insecta; Psocodea; Pediculidae.
AUGAGUUUUUCUUUUUUUUUUUUUUUUCUUUUUCCCUUUUUUUUUUUUUUUUUGGAAAGAUACGUUAAUGGUACACUCAGAUCGGAGGCUGUCUGUACCAAAUGUAUUCCAGGAACGAUACCUUCUCAUUCGUUAAAUCAAUGUCUACCUUGUAAAAGAUUUUUCGCUACUGGACAACCUAAAUGCGAGUGUGACAAAGGACAGAUAAAUGUUGAAGGAUAUUGCGUUUCGAAUGUUCUCGAAAAUUCAUCCGGAGAAAAAAAUAUAUACGGAAUCACAUACGAAAAUGGAAUUAAAGUCGAGUCGAAAUUUUUUAAGGAUAAUCUUAUUCGUGACGUCACUCUAUGCAAAAUGGGUAAUCAAACUGCUUGUCAAUCGGUAGCUAAUAUGUGUGUCAUGUUAUUGUAUAAAGAAGAAGAAGAAGAAGAAGUGAAAUCGGGUCCAUGUACGAUAUUUACAGAAAAGAAUAGGAUUUCGGAAAGGAAAAUUAUUCCCUGGAUAUAUUACAGCGAAGGAGAAGCAUCGACCAUAUUAUCCAGGAAAAAAAUAUCAACCCAAUUCAAUCUUUAUCCCGAAUCAGUCAUGAAUCAUCUUAACUUGACUGGAAUUAUUUAUUAUCCAGACGGAAGGUUAAAAGGAGUUGGAAAAAUAUUCGAACAUACUUUGCAACUUUGUCCGAGUCUCUGGAAACUUAAAUCGAGUUUUCGAUUUGCUUCGAAAUAUUCUAAAACAUGCGAAAUUCCAGUCGAACAACUCUUAUCGAAAGAAACGGAAUUUAUCGACGUCUUCCUAUCUUACAAAGAAGAAGAUGAAGAACUACUUUACGCCAUUCCAAUUUUAAUAUUAAAUAUUAAAAAUGAGGGAACGAUUUCCAACAGGGUGAGCGAUCAAAUGCAAUGGCAACUGGUGAGAAGAUUUUUUCUUGUAGAUAAAAUCAGUGGAGUCGAACAGGUAGAGGGUCAAAAUCAAAGUCUCAUACCUAAAGUGACCCGUUAUGCCAAAUCGAUCACGUUGAAAGUUAGACUCGUAGGAAACGACAACAGUGGAAAAAUAUACGUACCUUAUUUGGAAAUCGAAUAUGGAGAAUUUACUGGAGAAGAAGUAACGCGGGGAAAUUCGGUCAAACAUUUUUUCAAAAUUGAUUACGAAAUAGAAAAUAGUUUUUCUCAUACCUUAGAGGUAUACAUGGGCGUAUUCAGCGGUUUAGCCGUUGUCUGGUCAGGAAUUCAAACAUGGAGUCACACAAAACGUUCUGGAAGAGUCGCUAUUGAUUUUCUAACAGUUUUAAACCUUUUGAUAUUCACGUGUGGAAAUUUGGCCAACGUUUUUUUUUUUAUUAUUUUUUGUGCUUGUUUGAAUUUUUUCGUGUUUUUCAAAGGUCAAAGUGUCAUUCACGUUCUCUUACCGCGAGAAAAUCAGGAAACGGAUAUGAAAUUAUACAUAAUAUUUGCUUUUGUACUAAAGGUUGUCGAAAUCGGUCGAUUACUAUACAAUCAAAUCUCGAUUGACGUAUUUUUUAUCGAUUGGGAAAGACCGAGAGCGAGAAAUGUCGUGCCAAGGGUCGGAGGUCAAACGGAAACGGAUGAAGAACAACCGAUAAGCAUAUGGAGAACGUAUUUUGUUGCUAACGAAUGGAACGAAAUACAAACGAAAAGAAAAAUAAACGUUUACAUACAUUUAAUAAUAACCAUUUUUAUUUUAAAGAUAAUUCAAUUGGAAAAUUGGUCAUCAUCAAGUCCAGAACUUUACAUUAUAAAAUCUUCUUCACUCCACGAUAAUAACGAUUUUAGUUUUACCUGUUUUUUUGCUGUUGGAAAUUUAGUUUUUUUAUUUAUUUACAUUUUACAGAGACUUUACGUUGGGUUUUUUCACGAGCGUUACAUAAAAGAUGGAAUACAACAAUUUGUUGACGUUUGUUCCAUGGCAAACAUAAGCGUUUUUAUAUUAGCACUGGAAAAUUAUGGAUUUUACAUACACGGAAGGUCGGCACAUGGAUUUGCAGACACGAACAUGGAAAAUAUUUUAUGUCAGUUGGAAAGAGAAGAAGAAAAUUUGGUUGGAUACAGAGGACUUUUACCAGGUUCAGAACAGCAAACAUUCGAAAUGACGGUACCGACACAAUUGAGAGCUUAUUAUAGAAAAGCUUUGGCGCCAUUAAAAAAUAUGUCGAAAGCUGUCAAAAGAUUACCGGCGAGUAAUUCGACAGAAAGAUCAAAAAUAAAAAAUGAAACCGUUGAUAGAAGCGUGGAAGCAUAUAAAAACAUGAAUAGAUUUUUAUCUGCUUAUUUAGAACACGCAUUAAAAGAUCUCGAUUACGAAGUUAGAGAAAAAUUAUUUACCGAAUAUUUACUAGGGAUAGAAUUUGGCGAUUCUGGAGAAAAAGGAAUUUUCUAUUCGGAUAACGGUCAUUCAUUCGAUUCAAUUUUAUUUUACGGAAAUGAAUUUUCUUUAUUAACAUUCGACGUAAUUUUAUUUUCAUUUAUUCUCGUUUUAUUCCAAGAUUAUUUAACGGCGAGUAUCGUAACGGGUUUUUUUAGUCAUUUAUUAGUCGUUGUACGUGAUUUAGGCGGUAGAAAAAAUUUAGCAAAAAAAACAUUAAUAGACGAAAGAUUUUUAAUUUAA